Messenger RNA from Oryctolagus cuniculus (rabbit), 9051 nucleotides. The record is from RefSeq and is a predicted model, not a curated record. Lineage: Eukaryota; Metazoa; Chordata; Mammalia; Lagomorpha; Leporidae.
GUAGCACCUGUCUAUGGUGCUGAGCCAUAGCAGCAGCCAGGGCAUCCUGAAGCCAGCCAGGCCCCUCCAAAGUAAGGUCCUUCUCUGUGUCCUUCUCUCUGUGCUUUGUGUACUUCUUUCUGGCUAGUAACAGAAAAUGUGAGCAUCCCCUGGGCCCCAAGGAGGGGAGCCUGCAGACGAAGCCUGCCACAAAGGACUUAUCUCCUGGAAGUCCAGAGCAAUAGACCAACCAGAGCUCACAAUCAGAGAUGAGUGGUGGGUGUGGCCUGCCCCCCCAGCACCCUCUGGGAGGCCUAAGUGGUUACAUGGAGACAGCAGCCCUUUGCCAUAGAAGAGUGAGGUGUGGGAGGCUCUCUCCUUUCUUCAAGUUUCCACGGCAUGCUUAGAAAUGAGCCCUGGUUCCACUUCCGGGUGGUUGGUCAAUCCAAACUCUUGUGACCAACAGCUCUCUGAACUAAGAGGGUUUUUUUGAGGGAUUACAGACGCUAGGCAGUAGGACCAGGACCUAGGACUGAGAAGACACCUGCACAACCAGCUUUUACUAUGCCCUCAUUAUCCAUUAUAAUAGUGCUAGCUUAUUAGGCAACUAGUAGUAAUAAUAAGCAAUGCUAAGUGUCUUUGAGCUAAGUAAUCCAGUAACUACAUUAAGUUGAUUAUCCUAUUGUACACUCCCCCUUCCCUCCACCUGGCCAGAUGUGACCCUACCCUGACCCAGGUCCAGGAAUGUAAAAGGGAGGUUUAAAGCUUGAGCUAACAACCAGCCCCUACCCUGGAGUCCACGACAGGUGUCGGACUUAUCAAAAGUGUCAACUUGAUCUAUAGCAUUCCCCUAAAGCCUGCUUGUACAUGAUAAUAAAAGCUCUGUAAGAAUUGGGCUCGGGGCUUCUCGGGGGCUUCCUCUCCUGGAGACACAGAGAGGCCCAGGUUCGAACUCGUAAUAAAAACGACCCUGCUAAUUGGCUUCAACUUCGGUCUCUGGUGGUGUGAUUUUCAGGGCACCAUGGACUGCGGGCAUAACAAAUUUUGGGGGCUCGUCCGGGAUUCACCGAAGCCCACCCAGACACCUCAUUGAAGGGUCGUGGAAGGACCAGCCCGGGUGGGUUUGCCAGCAUUGUAUUUGUGUAGUCGACUGUAUUAUCUGAGUUGCCUAUAGGUUCUGUAUCUGGGCCGACGAAAAGUCCUGGCGGACGUGCUAUAGCACUGUCAGUGGGGCUGUUGAGAGACAUUCCUCGGACCCCAUCUGGGACUAUCAGUGUAAAUUGUAGUCCAUCUGGUCGGGCAGAGACAGCCCAACGCGCCUGCGAUCUGUAUCUGUGUGUCAGUGUGCUUGCAUGUUCUACCGAAAGCUUUCAGUUUGAGGCUGUUAUUUUUCAGGUUACUACUUUUGGAUGAGAAAAGAGGACAGCCACUCUACACGUUCCUGCUUUGUUCCUUUAUCUAACCUUACCUUCGUUCCAAAAAUCCCCCUUUUUAACCAGGGAUUGUAGGUCCACGAUGGGGCAGACGCAGACCACCCCCCUCACCAUCAUAAUGGAUCAUUUCAGAGACAUGAGGAAUAGAGCUUCUAAUUUAAGUGUGGAAAUCAGGAAGGACAAACUUGCCACUCUCUGUAGGUCAGAGUGGCCAGCUUUUGGUGUUGGAUGGCCUCCAGAGGGCACUCUCGACUGGUCAGUCGUACGGAGGGUUAAAGAGAAAAUCUUUCUCUCAGAACCGAAUGGCUACCCAGAUCAAAUCCCCUACAUUCUUGUCUGGCAAGAUCUAAUAAACAACCCACCGGCCUGGCUGGCGCCUUUCCUUCCCGUAGCUAAAAUUCUAGCCCUACAGUGCACAGGAGUGGGCGAGUCAGCAAAACCCACACCCCCAAGGGAGGCCGCUGCUAAACCCCAAGCCACUAAACCCUCAGCUCCUCUUUACCUGGUCCUGCCUGACAGUUCAGAUCCCCUACCCCUUGACCCUCCUCCAUACCUUCUCCCUCAUCCUAGGCCUGCAGAGCUGGUGAACGAGGGAGCACGGGCAGCCCCACUGGAGGGAGAGAGAGAAGCAGGGGCUGACUCAGGGGGACCAGCAGAAAGGACGAGGGGUCGCACCCAACAAGUAGCGAGCCCGCGCCAUCCCGACUCCACGGUGGCCCUACCAUUACGAGAAAUCGGGCCGCCCGAUGGCACCGGGAACCCUAGACUUCAGUAUUGGCCCUUCUCCACCAGUGACCUCUAUAAUUGGAAGACUCAAAAUGCCCAUUUUUCUGACAAUCCCAAAGAUUUGAUUUCUCUUUUAGAUAGCGUUGUGUUUACUCAUCAACCCACCUGGGAUGACUGCCAACAACUCCUCCGAAUCCUGUUUACCACAGAGGAGUGAGGACGAAUCCAGUUAGAAGCCAGGAAAUUGGUUCCUGGUGACAAUGGUCAACCCACAGCCAACCCAGAUUUAAUCAAUGAUGCUUUUCCUUUGACCAGACCCCCACAAAAUGGCUGGGACUACAACACGGCAGAAGGUAGGGGACGGCUAUGGGUUUAUCUCCAGACUCUAAUGGCGGGUCUCCGGGCAGUGGCACGCAAGCCCACUAAUUUGGCCAAGGUAUAUGCAGUUAAUUAAGGAAAGACAGAGUCUCCUUCAGGGUAUUUAGAAAGAUUAAUGGAAGCCUUCAGACAGUUCACGCCUAUGGAUCCAGAGGCCCCCGAAAAUCAAGCAGCAGUAGUUAUGUUGUUUGUAAAUCAGGCUGCUCCUGACAUUAAAAAGAAGUACAGAAAUUAGAAGACCUGGAGGGAAAUUCAGGAUUUACUUAGGAUUGCUCAGAGGGUUUUUAAUAACAGGGAUGCCCCUGAAGAGAAGCAGUUGAGGGCAACAGAAAAGAUGACGAGAGUACUGGCGGCCGCAGUUCAAGGGAAGCAACCGCAGGAACAUUCCACACGCCCAAAAACACCCUAUAAGAAAUUAGAUAACCAGUGUGCCUAUUGCAAGGAGAUCGGCCACUGGGCUAGAGACUGUCCGAAAAAGAAAAGGGCCAAGCCAGGCCGAUGGCAGGAAACGCCUCCCACGCAACCCCCUGCUGUACUAGUGACCCAAGAUUCUGAAGAUUAGGGGGGACGGGGUUCAGACCCCCUCCCCAAACCCAGGGUAACUCUACGAGUGGAGGGGAAUCCUGUCCAGUUUUUGGUAGACACAAGAGCCCAGCACUCAGUUCUCACUAGCCCCAGAGGGAAGUUAUCAGCCACCUCUUCUUGGGUGCAAGGAGCCACAGGGAUCAAAAAGUACCCAUGGACAACUAAAAGAACUGUGGACUUGGGGACCAACAGAGUGUCCCGUUCUUUCUUGGUCAUCCCUGAAAGUCCAUACCCCCUUCUGGGGAGAGACUUACUAACUAAAAUAGGAGCCCAAAUUUGCUUCCUACCUGAUGGGCCAAAGGUGACGGAUUCACAAGGUGGACCAGUUUCAAUAUUAACUCUGUCCCUGGAAGAUGAAUACCGUAUUCACCAACAACCUGAGGAGCCUGGACAAAAAAUUGACCGGUGGGUCCAGCGCUUCCUGGAGGCGUGGGCUGAGACUGGGGGAAUGGGACUGGCCACCCACUGACCGGCCAUAUACAUAGAGACAAAACCUGGAGCGGAUCUGGUCCAGGUUCGACAAUACCUUAUGCCCAUAGAAGCAAGAGUGGGAAUUACACCCCACAUUCGGUGCCUCCUAGACCAGGGAGUUCUGCGACCGUGCCAAUCGGCCUGGAACACACCUCUACUGCCAGUGCGUAAGCCCACCACAGGGGACUAUUGGCCCGUACAGGACUUGAGGGAGGUUAACAAAAGAACUAUUGAUAUCCAUCCAACAGUGCCAAACCCCUACACCCUUCUAAGUGCUCUCAGUCCCGAAAAACAAUGGUAUACUGUUUUAGAUCUGAAAGAUGCUUUUUUUAGCUUACCCCUAACACCUAAGAGCCAAGAGCUUUUCGCCUUUGAAUGGACGGACCCAGAAAGAGGCAUCAAUGGACAGCUAACUUGGACACGGCUGCCACAAGGGUUUAAAAACUCUCCCACCCUAUUCGAUGAGGCUCUUCAUGGAGACCUGAGUGAGUACCGACAGACACACCUAAACCUAACCCUCUUACAAUAUGUAGAUGAUUUACUGAUAGCAGCACAGACCCUCAAGGAAUGCACCCGAGGAACGGAGGACCUCUUGCACACUUUGGGGAGCCUGGGCUACAGAGCAUCCGCUAGAAAGGCCCAACUCUGCAAGACCGAGGUAACAUACCUGGGGUACCUAUUGAAAGGGGGGCAACGAUGGCUGACCCCUGCACACAGGGAGACUGUGCUCCGAAUCCCCCAACUGCAGUCGCAACGACAGGUUCGGGAGUUUUGGGGGUCAGCCGGGUUCUGCUGAUUGUGGAUCCCUGGGUUUGCUGAAUUGGCCAAAUCCCUCUACCUGAUGACAAAAGAUCGGCAGCCCUUCCAAUGGACAGAGGAGGCUGAACAAGCCUUUCAGCAGAUAAACACAGCGCUGCUCUCGGCCCCAGCGCUGGGACUCCCCGAUGCCUCCAAGCCUUUUCAACUGUUUGUGGACGAGAGUAAGGGGGUAGCUAAGGGAGUUCUGACUCAGCCCGUAGGCCCUUGGAAAUGGCCUGUAGCGUACUUAUCAAAGAAACUUGACUCUGUAGCCACCGGAUGGCCCCCUUGUCUCAGAAUGAUAGCGGCCACAGCCCUGAUGGUAAAAGAUACAGACAAGCUAACCAUGGGGCAAGAACCGCAGGUCACCACACCCCACGCUGUUGAAGGCCUCCUAAAGCAGCCUCCCAACUGAUGGCUUAGCAAUGCAUGGCUAACUCACUACCAAGGGCUGUUGCUAAACCCUCUCAGAAUUUUCUUUUAGCCACCAACCACCCUAAACCCCGCCUCCCUGCUCCCUGACCCGGACCUGGAGGCCCCACUCCAUGAUUGUGCCGAAGUGUUAGCCCAGGUGCACGGAGUAAGAGAGGAUCUACGAGAUCAACCCCUGCCCAACACUGAGGUAACCUGGUUUACCGACGGGAGCAGCUUCGUGCAUCAAGGACAGAGGUAUGCGGGGGCAGCGGUGGCUUCAGAGACUGAGAUAAUAUGGGCCGAGCCCCUGCCGGCAGACACCUCAGCACAGAGAGCGGAACUGAUAGCCCUAACCCAAGCUUUAAAACUGGGAAAGGGAAAAAGACUUACGGUCUACACUGAUAGCCGGUACGCCUUUGCCACCGCCCAUAUACAUGGGGCUAUAUAUCGGGAAAGAGGUCUCCUGACAGCAGAGGGAAAAACCAUAAAGAACAAAGGAGAAAUCUUAGCUCUCCUAGCCACUUUAUGGGAGCCAAAAAGAUUGGCAACUGUGCAUUGCCCGGGCCACCAAAAACCUAUAGACCCCGUGUCAAGGGGCAAUUAUUUUGCUGAUCAGACUGCUAAGAAAAUAGCUAUGUCCCCAAUUCAGGCUAUAGUCGCACAACAACAAUUCCCUGAUCCAGGACCCAGGAACUUGCCUCCAACGCCGGAGUACACCGAAGAAGAUCUGCAAUGGGUAAAAACACUGCCUGUGGCACAGCUCCUUGAUGGGUGGUGGAGAGACUCUGAAUGUCGCACCAUACUCCCCGAAAAACUAGGAGAAAGAGUAUUACAAAAAAUCCACCACAGCACUCACCUAGGCACCAGGAGGAUACAGGACUUAAUGAGACAGACGAAACUACGAAUAAAAGAGGCCCCCAGCAAAAUUGACCAAGUUGUUGUCAAAUGCAAAGUCUGUCAACUCACUAAUGCAGGAAAGAACGCUCAGAAUUCUGGAACAAGACAGCGAGGAGAUAAACCAGGAGCCUAUUGGGAAGUAGAUUUUACUGAGGUAAAGCCAGGAAAGUACGGGUAUAAAUACUUAUUCGUUUUUGUAGAUACCUUUUCAGGAUGGGUAGAAGCCUUUCCCACUAAGAAUGAAACAGCCCAGGUGGUGGCCAAAAAGAUACUGGAGGACAUCUUACCCAGGUAUGGAUUUCCAGUAAUGAUAGGCUCGGACAAUGGACCGGCGUUUGUCUCUAAGGUAAGUCAGGGGUUGGCUUCCAUACUCGGGGCGGAUUGGAAAUUACAUUGUGCAUACAGGCCCCAAAGUUCAGGACAGGUAGAAAAAAUGAACAGAACAUUAAAGGAGACUUUAACCAAAUUGACCAUGGAGACUGGCGCAAACUGGGUAGCCAUCCUCUACGCUCUGUAUAGGGUUCGCAAUUCCCCAUACAAACUGGGGCUUACUCCCUAUGAAAUUUUGUUUGGCAGGCCACCUCCCAUCAUACUUAAUCUUAAAGAAAAUCUGAUUAAAAAUGAUGACGAUUUUGAACUCCUGUCUUCACUCCAAAUCCUGCAGGGGGUCCAUGAACAGGUGUGGCCAAAACUGAAAGACCUGUACGAGACAGGGCCUCCUCCGGUGCCCCACAGCUACCGGCCGGGCGACUGGGUGUUCGUGAAACGCCACCGACGGGAAAACUUGGAACCCAGGUGGAAGGGACCCUUCCAAGUCUUCUUGACAACCCCCACUGCCCUCAAGGUAGACGGAGUGUCCUCCUGGGUUCAUCACACUCACGCUAAAUCAGCGGACCCAUUCCAGGAUCUCAUAGAACCUCUUACAUCCAAGUCGACUUGGAGGGUCAACAAAACCCGAGAUAUAAGUCACUCCCUGAAGCUUUGAUUAAGUCGUAUCCCACAGGCUGCAGAUCACCCGAGAAAUGAGGCCUGACCUCAUAAGCCUACUAAUUCUGUCUGUUGGGGGGAGAGUGACUUUGGACAUCAUUCCUCACCAACCUCCACCAGGCUACUGGACCUUGAGUGUGUCGGGAAGAGUAAUUGACCGCCAUAGUGGCACAGGACAGCCCACGUUCACCGUAGAUCUCUGCACCCUGUGGCAGGAAGUGGACACGAGGCUGAUCUCCAGGCCUGGAGUUAAGACAUUUACCUCACCAGCCGAUUGGCAUUGGAAUCCCGGGGUAAAAUUGGUGGGGUGCAGGCAAACUGGUAUAGAGGCCAACUUACAACAAACUAAAUUGUAUGUCUGUCCUGCAGAAACCUCCCCAGACUUGGGGGGGGGGGGCAGGCGAUUAUUACUGCUAUCACUGGGGGUGUGAGACAAUAGCCUCAUGGUUGACUCCUAGGGACAAAAAUCUGGAGAUGGCCAGAGUGGGUGGUCAAGUCCUCAAGUGGGAAAAAGAAACCCAAUCCAAAUUAAGGUAAAAACAUGGCAAGGAAUACAGAAUUCUCAAUGGGUUAAGGGAAAGACAUGGGGACUGAGACUAUAUGUCUCCGGGUCUGACCCGGGCAUUCAGUUUAUAAUCAAGUGGCAGUCUCAACCGAGCCACACAAUUGGGGUGGGGCCGAAUAAGUUCCUUAUUUCCGAGCCUGAGCCCUCACCAACCCAAAGACCCAGACCCAAUCCAAGUCCUCCUCCCCAAGUAAAAAAGGGCAAGGACCGACCCAUUAUGACCAGCCGAGGCAAAGGUUCAAAAUCAAAAGAGGCGCGCAAAGACAGGGCCCGACCUGCCUCACAGCCAGUAACAGGAAAAAGUCAAAACUCCAACAACAAUCUGGUCCGCUGUGGCGACUCUUAAAUAGUGCUUACAUAGCCUUAAACACUUCUUUCCCUAACUUAACUAAUUCCUGCUGGCUAUGUUAUCAGGCCUCGCCACGCUAUUAUGAGGCGUCAGCUGUGACAAGUCUCUCACUCUCUGGGACAACCCAAGAGGGCUGCCGCUGGCAGAGACAGAUGGAAUCUGGGACCACCUUGCAGGUCGUGCGGGGUCAUGGGACAUGCAUAUCCACCACAGUUUCUACUGGACCAAUGUGCAGUCACACUGUCCUCAGCAAUGCCUCCCUGUUCUACCCAGCGCCAGGAAAUACGUGGUGGGCUGUAAUGCUUCGGGAGUGACUCCGUGUGUGUCAGGGACAGUGUUACAAAGCAAUAAUGAAUGGUGCCUUCUAGUUAGAUUGUACCCUCGAAUAAUAUAUCAUCCCUAUAAGGAACUCCUGUCCAGCCUAAGGCCCACCGCGUCACUCAGCAGAGAGUGCCGGGAGGUGGUGACCGCUUUAAUCACUGUAGCUGGACUGCUAGGACUGGCAGGGACAGGGUUGGGAGCUACUGCAGUAGCCAAGCAAGGAAGCCAGUAUUCGGCUCUCCGACUGGCGAUAGAUGAAGACUUAGCGAGAACUGACUGAUCUAUCUCUGGCUUAACCAAGUCUCUCAGAUCCCUGUCGGAAGUUGUCCUCCAAAAUAGACGAGGACUGGACUUCCUGUUUCUACAGCAGGGAGGACUGUGUGCCGCCUUGGGGGAGGAGUGUUGUUUCUAUGCCGACCACACAGGGGUAGUAGAGAACUCCAUGACUAAAGUACGCGAUGGGCUAGAAAAAAGAAAAAGAGAAAGGGAACAACAAGAAGGAUGGUUUGAAUCAUGGUUUAAUUAUUCUCCUUGGCUAACAACCUUAUUAUCGGCUAUAACUGGCCCUCUACUUCUGUUAAUAAUAAUCUUAACCAUAGGCCCCUGAGUGAUCAACAAACUAGUAACAUUUGUUAAAGACAGGAUAAACACGGUUCAGCUUACGGUGCUGCGGACACAGUACCAACCCUUAGAUGAACAGGAAAUAAAGCUUAAGACCUAUAAAAGAGCCAAGAUUGGCUCCAAAUAAGUCUCAUGUGAAAGGUGGGAAAUGAGAAGACACCUGCACAACCAGCUUUUACUAUGCUUUUACUAUACUAUUAUAAUAGUGCUAGCUUAUUAGGCAACUAGUAGUAACAAUAAGCAAUGCUAAGUGUCUUUGAGCUAAGUAAUCCAGUAAUUACAUGAAGUUGAUUAUCGAAUCGUACACUCCCCCUUCCCUCCUCCACCUGGCCAGAUGUGACCCUACCCUGACCCAGGUCCAGGAAUGUAAAAGGGAGGUUUAAAGCUUGAGAUACCAACCAGCCCCUACCCUGGAGUCCGCGACAGGUGUCUCGGGACUUAUCAGAAGUGUCAACUUGAUCUAUAGCAUUCCCCUAAAGCCUGCUUGUACGUGAUAAUAAAAGCUCUGUAAGAAUUGGGCUCGGGGC